Porites lobata is the source of this 6228-nucleotide messenger RNA. The record is from the annotation of a GenBank genome assembly. NCBI's taxonomy places the organism in Eukaryota, Metazoa, Cnidaria, Anthozoa, Scleractinia, Poritidae.
UUUGUAGACCUGUUUAAGUUUUUGUUUUAGUUUUACUAGGUGAUUUGGAAUUAUUUGAUGGCAAAGUACAACUGUUAGAAGUUCCUCUCGCCCUUUACACUGGAAAUGUCACCGCAAUUUUGUCACAAUAUCGUUGGUCUUCGCGUUGGUCACUGGCUGUUCAUUUGAGAGACUGAGCGAAUAAUGGUGAGUUGUUUAUAUGUCAUAGGCUAACCUAAUGUAAUAUCAGCGAAACGAAUUGCUUUAAGCUUGAUUUCCUGAAUUUAUUGGCCGCGUUAUCAGUGUUCCGGGGCGAUUGCAGUGAUGAAGCCUAAAUAUAUGUUGAAUCCUUUUGUUUCACGGGUCUAUGUUGUGUACAAUUCCGGACUCGUUAAAUUGCGCUUUUGAUGACUUUUAGACACAACAUUUGCAUAAUUUCGCCACUUUUAAUUCAAACUAUACUUUAAAAUAGGGGGCCAUAUGGUAAAAAAAAUUAUUUAGUUAGUCGUUCGCGUCCGAUUUGAGAGGAGUCAGUCUUCACCUCCUAAUUCAAGUGACAGAAUGCAGUUCCUGAGAAUCGCGGGCGAUGAUGUGGAAAAAACUCACAAAAAGCCUAAAAAGCGAAUUGAAAAGGUACGAAAAUACAUCCAUUUUAUUUACCCUUUAUGUGUAGCUUUCUCAUAAGCACUGGUACUACUGAAGUGAAGUAUUUUAACGGCUAGGAGUUUUUUGUUUCUGACAAAACAACAAUUAGCCAUAGGGCUAAGCGUCGGGCUAAGCUCGAUCAGUUUCAGAUGAAUGCGAAUGAUUUAUUGCUUGAAUAAUUCGAGAGAAUGAUCUCUUUUCUAAAAGCAAGUGUGCGUAUGCGGGAUUAUUGCUGUUUUGUGGCUAUAUUGUACAGUUUAUCCAGAGUAAGUUACGAUUAUUUGUAGCAAUUUAUAAGCCUUUGGUCCCUUAAAGAUAGAUUUAAUGUACCAUAGUAUUUGAAAUGGGCUUAUUACUCACGUAAAUGCUGGAAAAUAAUUCAUUUUCUUUCGAAUUUUAGUGAAUCGUCCAGAAGGUUUUUGCACCUGGACGUUUCUAAUGUUUCCAGCGAUUAGCAUUUGUGAUAAUGUGAAAGCAAUAAUGCUCUUUCAAUUUACAGUAUUGUUUUAGCAAAGGGUGCAAAUGUCAUAUAAGUUUUAGUGUUUGUUAUCCAAACUCAUAAGUUUAUGGUUUCGAUGCCUUCUUGUAAAAUAGAGCAUAUAACUAACACGAGAUAAUAUACUCAACUGACUAAAAAACAAAUGUCCCAUUUGUACAUAAUUUUAGUUAAUACUCAUUUAUCAUUUGUACUCUUUGUUAUUUGAAUUGACGCCUACAAAUGAGAACAAAACAUUUGCAUUAUUAGUAAACUCUGGUUAUAUUUUUUGUGCUAUCCCAGCCUGUGAAGCAGUUGUUUUAUUUCUACAGUGCAUAAGGUUUGAGGAAGUAUGAGGGCUAGAAAAGGAAAAUAGAAAAGAUGGAGUGGAAUGUGGAGUGGGGUUGGUUAGGAAGGGAAAGACAUGUAUGCAUAUGAUGUUUAUUUUCUUGGAAGUCAGCCACCCUUGAGUUACUACCUUAUUCUCACUGAAUUUCGCCAGUAAUAAGUUUGGGAAAAAUUAUGAGCCAAAUUUUGUGAGUGUUAUAUUUUGCGGGAAAGGUAGAAUUGGAGUGUUUUAAAUUUAACGAUUCUAAUAUGUAAAGCUGUGAUGACUUGUUCAUUUUUAUCAGCUUCGACUCAGCUUUGUCUGCUCUUGCUCCUGAAUUUAAGUGAGAAUAAGAUAGCACCCUGGAAUAACAGCUGUACUUAGGAACAGAACAUUUAUGAGUGCUGCCUCCAAACAAGACAGGAAUGUGGCUAUUUUUGAUUUCUUACAUUUAUAACUACUGGAAUGCUAAUAUGGCUGAUAUUGGUAUUUCAUUUCAUUGGCCUAGAAAACAUAAUUUUUGUGUCAUUCAGUUGAAACAAACAAGCGAUAAGAGCGGCAUUACUGGUCCACAAAAAUCAGUCGUCACCUUCUAUCUCGCACUGUAUUUUCCUUCAUCAUACAGUUAAAAUAAAGCCAAACUGUGAUGCCCACUUAUAGACUGAGGUGACAAAAAUAGGACAACUCUGGUUAGGAUGGCCAAAAGGAGGCCGUGCAUGCAGCUGGCUGCUUGGUGGAGGUGACCGCUUUCUAAAAUUGUGUCAGGGUCACUUUGAUUCAAUAAUAGAGUAUGGCUGCUCAGUGGAGGCUCAACUGUAUAUGUUUAAUUUAAUUACCUUUCUCUCAUAAAAUACCUUGUUUUAACACCCUUCCUCCCCCUGCCAAAAAAAAAAGAAAGGAAAUGCGUAAGCUUUUUUUGCUUUUUCGUUGGAACAAAUGUAAUAACCAGGAGAAAUUGAAUACAAUUCUUAGGCAAAGUUUGUGUACAAACAAGGUUUAUUAUGGGCAAUGUAAGAGCAGUGAACUUUUAAAAAAUUAAUGUAUCCCAGAGUACUGGUAAUUAGCCAGCCCCAUAAAUAAGAACCAAAUCAACCUGUAAAACAUAAUAAUAAAUAAACUUAUUAACGCUGUGUCACUCUUUAGAAGAAAUUACAUAUUGGAAGGCUGAUGACCUCCUCCUUUGUUUUGUUUUAGUCUGAAAAAAGUAGUCAAAUUCACGAGGAAGAAGAUAAGAUCUGGCCAGAAGAUGGUCCUCCACCGAGCUAUGACUCUUUGUUUGGCCAGAUCAAAGAGGCUAAGGAAACUUCUGAUGGUUCAUUUGACUUCUGCAAGAGAGUUAUACAGCUGUUUGCUGGAACAAGUAAGAAGUAUAAUAAAUUAAAUUCAAUGUACAUCAUGAUACUAACUUAACUGAUGUCAAAGUCUGACAUUUUAUUCUAAACUAUCUCUGUUCAUAUUCCACAGUUGGCUGUACCAUUGCUCUUAGUUUAUUGAUGGCUUUGCCGAUAGCCAUGGUGAUAAUGGGUAAGACAAAAAUAAUAUUUCUUUGGUAGUUAAUGAAAGGAAUUUUUGUGCAGCCUUUUUCUUACAUGUUUUACUAGUUGGUUGUCAAUUAUAGGCCAUUUAUUUACCUGAUGGAAGAACAUAUAAAACGAUUGCAUCAUAAUGGCUUACAGUACUUGAAAAAUGAAUAAAAUUAAUUAAAAUCAAUAUACAUGUAUUAUCAUCAGUUAGUUAAGCUUGCCUGACUGUCAGUAAUUAAGCUUUUGGCAAACUGUUGAACGUUCAUUAGCUGACGGACUAUUUUUAGGAGACCUUCUCUCUAGCUUUACAGGAACGAGUGGCAUUCUUUUUAUGAUUCCCCAGACAAUUAUUUGUAACAAUAUCUAUUUUCCCAGGUGCCAAAUAUAAAGAUGAUUGUCCUGUGGAGCCAUUUAUUCCUAUUUACCUCAUCGUUGGAGGAUCAUUUGGAAUGUUAAAAACCAUUAUAGUGCUUUGCCAAAGAGCAAGAACUCACGAAGACGAUGCUGACAUUGAUGAAGAUCAGUCCAUGUCCACUAAGUUUAUAGAUGGUGUCUUGAAUCUGUUUUUGUUUACUUGGUUUAUUGCUGGAAACAUUUGGGUGUAUAGUAAAUACAGGCCAAAUCCCACUCCGCCACCUUCAGAUCCACUUAACUACUGUAAUCCAACACUCUACUUGUUUGCAUUUUGGGUAAUCACGGCUAGUUACAUACUCAUGGGUUCAAUAUGUUUCUGUAUAUGUUGCCUUGGAGUGUGUGCAAGUUGUACAGCUUUCUUUGUCACAGCCAAAGAUUAGGGUAUAAAUAAUAAGCAACCUUCUCACAUUACAUCACCUAACAAAAUGCAGGUUUUCUUUUGACUGGUUUGGAGUCCAGUUUUCAACAAAUGCCUCAAGAUGCAUUCAUGUUUCAUGUAGACGAUUUUCGGUAUACCAGGGAAAAAAAUUCUGUUAAAUUUCAGUUUGUACAUUUAUUUCUACAUUACAUGUAUGUUGAUCACUUAUUUUGGGAAAAUGACUCUCAUUCUUAGACCCCCCAGUCUACAGCAAUUAUUCUAGGUCGGGCGUUUAUUUUUACACAUAUUUUUUUGCAAGAUUUUCAUUUUUGGGUUUGUGAGACAGAUGUGAGUAAACUGAAAGAUAGAUGUAAGUUACAUAACAGUUUAUUUGGCUUUCACUACACUUUCACUACACUUCACACGGGUGACCACAUCCCGUAAAUGCACAACCCUUAAGUCUUGGCAUUUUGUGGGAUCACUUACAGGAGGUUUGACUGCAGUCAGUACCCCCCAGAAAUUGAAAAUAUUAUUUAUUUUUCAAUCAUAACAUGACUGUGCAUUAUGUAGUAGCCCACAAGUAAGCUUUUCAGUUGAAGCCUUAAAGGAAAAGCAGCUAGAGGCCUCAAAACAUUUUGGUAAGAAUAGCAAAUUAUUAGUCAACUGGGGAUAUAACUGCGAUGAUCAUCGUUCAUUUAAUUCUUCACUCGGCACAUCACGUAUAUGAUUUUCAUAUAUUCAUAACUUCAUCAUCAUGGGCACAAUGAGGUCACACACAACAGGAACAUUAUCAAAUUAUUUAAGUGCCCUCUAUGAGUAAAUCUUGAACUCUGGGUCACAUUCUGACUCAACCACAAGUUCUGUAAAACUACUUGCUCACGUGCUUUAUAAUUAAUGUGAUCAGCCCCUCAUUUCUUCCUCCUAAGAGCCUCAACUGAGAGCUUGCUUUCGGGUAAAUUUGACCUUAUGCAUUUCACAUGGUGCUCUAGAGUUAUUAGUAUUACGAUAAGAUAAAACUUUCAUUAUUUUAUAGAAUUUUUUAAAUGGUUACUCUUGGGAAUAGGAUCUUUAAAGGUUAAUAAUUAUAUUAUUCACAAAUUUAUUUAGGUUAACUUGAUUUAUUAAAAUAGCAUUCAAAGCUCAAGAGAAACUAAACUCUGGUUUGUACGGAGGUUAACAAGAGUUUAGUUUUGUCUGCGCGCAGGCUACCUCACAGCAGCAAAAUGAGUUGGUGUGUCUGGGUUCCAGAGAAUAUCCAUCCUUCUGCCCUGGACAUUUUUUUUUUGGCUGAAAUGUCCCACCCUCAUCCCCAGAGGAAUCCCAAUUGCCCAAUUCAGAAACUCUAGGAAGACUGGGUACAAGCUUUUGGGACAGUGUUUUUUGGCAUCGUUAUUGUAGACAAAUGUUAUACAAUCAUUCGCCAAUCAUCAGCCUAUAAUUUCUGGAAAUAUGGGGAAUUUGACUUGUACAUUUCCUUUCAAACAGUCUCGCAUUAAAGACCCUCCUCCUCCUUGGAAUAUGACAUUAAUUGGAAGAGCAUGAAUAUUUUCUGGAACAACACUCACUUUUUCAUCAUGGCUGAAAUUUCUCUUAACUGGUUUGGAGGGAAAAUUGAAAAUUUUCAGCCAGAAUUAUUUACAAUAACAUUAUUUAAAUUGUGUAACAAGGGUUCCACUACUGUUAUGAUAUUUAUCGGUUACAUCUGGGAUGGAAUAUAUAUUUUUGUUCGUAAUUUUCUUUAUUUUUUACUGUUCAGUAUUGGCUGAGGUUGUUUCAAAUGAGUCUUCUACGACUUGAGGUUUGAGAUAAACUGAAAGGCAUUUAGGUAGUGAUGGCUGAUUUCAACAUGUUUCACAAUGGAAGGAAGGAAUUAACACUACAUAUUUUUGGAAGUUGUCAAACUGUUUGCCUGGGACUGACGGCAAGGCCUGUACGCAAUACUUUAUAAUAAGGCCAAAAUACUGAUAGAGCGGUUUUCACUUGACUGUCGUAAAACCAAAACCAAAGUAAAAACACUAGCCAACCAAAGGGCGUAGUAAAACCAAAACCAAAACCAAAACCAAUCCCUUUCGACAGUCAAGUGAAAACCCCUCUAGUAAAACAAAAAAGAGGAGGAUAUAUUGAGAAUGGGAGUGAAGGCAUUAUUUGGUCUUCAUGCUCUCCCGGAAGCCAAACAAAUUUAAAAACAGGGCCUCGUUACUGGGGAAAACUAAACCAUGUAUUAACGUGUUAGCCUAUGUGCAACCACACCCUCCCCCCAACAAAGGAAAAACUUUGGCGGGGGAAGGGUGUGGCUACAUGUAGGCUAUUCAUAUGUCUGUGACAACUUGUAAGGAUCAAUCAUCACAUGACAGGUACAUAAUAUGAGAAAAAAUGGAAGGAGAACGAUUAAUGUGUUUGGCUCUUCAAUUGUUAGUAGUCCAAGAUCCUUAUUAAGUGGUUGUAUGAAUGAAGCCAUGAAGACGUAUUUUUGUGAGAAGUAUGGAUAAUAAAUUAACGAAAACUG